Molecule: messenger RNA, 2263 nt
Organism: Prunus persica (peach)
Lineage: Eukaryota; Viridiplantae; Streptophyta; Magnoliopsida; Rosales; Rosaceae
Product: DEAD-box ATP-dependent RNA helicase 18
Exons: 11
Coding region: 32-1807 (591 amino acids)
Cellular component (GO): nucleolus
Molecular function (GO): nucleic acid binding; ATP binding
Source: RefSeq, a predicted model, not a curated record
CGGUGCGAACCGCGAAGAAAACAGAAAAGCCAUGGACGCCGACUCUUUCAACCCCAACAGCGCGCUAAGCGACACGCGCUUCUCCGACCUGAAGCCGCCACUCUCCGAGCCGGUCCUCGAAGCCCUAGCCCAAGGCGGGUUCGAGUUCUGCACGCCGGUUCAAGCCGCCACAAUCCCCUUACUAUGCAGGUUCAAGGACGUGGCGGUGGACGCCGCUACCGGCUCGGGCAAAACCCUAGCCUUCGUGGUUCCACUGGUGGAGAUACUCCGACGAGCUUCAACCGUUCCAAAACCUCAGCAGGUGAUGGGAAUGAUUAUAUCUCCGACUAGGGAGCUGUCUUCGCAAAUAUACAACGUGGCAAAACCCUUCAUUUCGACGCUGCCGAAUUUCAAUUGUGUGCUUUUGGUUGGUGGAGGGCAAGUGAAAGCAGACACGAAGCAAAUAGAGGAGGAAGGAGCCAAUUUGUUGAUUGGCACUCCGGGGAGACUAUACGACAUUAUGGAACGCAUGGAUGGCUUGGAUUUGCGAGACCUUGAGAUUUUGAUUUUAGAUGAGGCUGAUAGGCUCUUGGAUAUGGGUUUCCAGAAGCAGAUAAAUGAUAUUAUGUCUCGCUUGCCAAAGCUUCGUAGAACUGGUCUCUUUUCAGCUACCCAAACUGAAGCAGUUGAAGAGCUGGCCAGAGCAGGACUAAGGAAUCCUGUGAGAGUCGAAGUACGAGCAGAAACAAAAUCGAAUAAUUCGGCAUUGUCGCAACAGUUAGCCUCUUCAAAAACACCUUCUGGCCUUGCCAUUGAGUAUCUGGAGUGCGAGGCAGACAAGAAACCGUCACAACUUGUGGAUCUCCUUGUUAAGAAUAAGUCUAACAAGACCAUAGUAUACUUCAUGACUUGUGCUUGCGUUGACUACUGGGGACUUGUUCUUCCAUUGCUUGGUUCUUUAAAGGGUUUCCCUUUGAUUGCUCUUCAUGGGAAGAUGAAGCAGGCUGCAAGGGAUAAAGCUUUAGCCUCAUUUACAUCUCUAUCAAGUGGCAUCCUUCUAUGUACUGAUGUUGCAGCUCGUGGACUCGAUAUUCCAGGUGUUGACUGUAUAGUGCAGUAUGAUACCCCUCAAGAUCCAAAUGUUUUCGUACAUAGAGUUGGCCGAACAGCUCGUAUGGGUAGACAAGGAAGUGCAAUCGUUUUUCUGUUGCCAAAGGAGGAAGCUUAUGUAGAAUUCCUGCGGAUAAGAAGAGUGCCUCUUCAAGAAAGGAAAUGUUCUGAUGAUGUUUCUAAUGUUAUUCCUCAGAUACGAUCUGCCGCAAAAAAGGACCGUGAUGUCAUGGAAAAGGGACUCAGGGCAUUUGUUUCUUACAUCCGUGCAUAUAAAGAACACCAUUGCUCAUACAUUUUCAGGUGGAAAGAACUUGAAAUUGGGAAACUGGGCAUGGGAUUCGGACUACUGCAGCUCCCUGCAAUGCCUGAGGUCAAGCACCACUCUCUUUCCACAGAGGGUUUCAUCCCUGUUAAAGACAUCAACUUGGAGGAGAUCAAGUUUAAGGAUAAAUCUCGUGAGAAGCAAAGAAAGAAGAAUCUGCAAGCAAAGAAAGAAGCAAAAAAGCAAGAAGUUAAACCUCAAAAACCCAACAAAAGCGCAAAUGAUACAGCUACUCAGAUGAGGAAGAAAACAGCUAAGCAAAGACGUGCUGCCCAGACAGUUGAAGAUGAAGAUGAGUUGGCAAGAGAAUACCGCUUGCUAAAGAAGCUCAAAAGGGGGGAUAUUGACGAAAGUCAAUUUGCGAAGUUAACAGGAACGGAAGACUUACUUUGAAGGAAUAAAUAGACAGAAUGUGAUUCUGGAAUCCAGACAUUAUAGAAGUCUAUAGCCCUUUAUGAAUUUCACAGGUCAUAGAAAACAUUUCAGCUAUGGAUUGGGACGCCCGUAUUUGGACGAAAACAAACUGACCAAGGCAUCUUAAAGUUUGUUGAAAGAUAAAACCUACAGAUGCAACACAAAUUGUUGGAAGACAACUUUGCAGGUGAGGGUCAGAAAGAGCUUUUGCUCCUGCUAGUUUUGAAUACAGGAUCUGUUGAUUAGUAUAAAUUUUUAUCACCGGUUUGUGUUUGUUCGCUUUCUUAUUUAUUAGUUUAACUUGCUCUUCUUGUGAAAUCUUCAGUCUUGUUAAGUUGAUAUCGCCGGAGACUGCAGAAACAGAGAAUUGUAUCAGAACAGUUCAUAAUUUUCCAUGAAUGAAAACAGUAGCAUACAUUCUUGUGUUGCCUUCAA